Neltuma alba is the source of this 1122-nucleotide messenger RNA. RefSeq names its product zinc finger A20 and AN1 domain-containing stress-associated protein 3. The record is from RefSeq and is a predicted model, not a curated record. NCBI's taxonomy places the organism in Eukaryota, Viridiplantae, Streptophyta, Magnoliopsida, Fabales, Fabaceae. The coding region runs from base 305 to 799 and encodes 164 amino acids. Gene Ontology annotation, molecular function: zinc ion binding; DNA binding. The transcript has 2 exons.
UUGUGUGGAGGUGCUUUUCUUCUGGGGAGCCUUCUUUCUCAUUUCUAAUAUCGGAGAUUCUCCUUCUGUUUUCCUUCCAAGCCUCAAUUCCCUUCUAAUUCCUUUCUCAGUUUCGAUCUUCGAUUUUCCAUCUGUCCUAACACCCCAGACGGAAAAUCUUAGAUUCCUCCUUCCCUUUUAAUACCCCUUCCGCCCUUCUCUCUCUACACCGGCGCUUUUCCAGAUUCAAUUCCUUCCGCUAGUUCCUCCUUACAGGUUAGGAGAUCUUCCAUAUUGUUUCGAACAAAGACGACGGUCCGAGAAAAUGGCCGAAGAACAUCGAUGCCAAGCUCCACGCCUUUGCGUUAACAACUGCGGCUUCUUUGGUAGCCCGGCGACACAAAACCUAUGUUCCAAGUGCUACCGAGAUUUGCAGCUCACGGAACAACAAUCCUCCUCUGCUAAGUUGGUUCUCAACCAAUCCCUUGCUCCUCCGUCUUCGACGACCUCGCAGUCGUCGUCUUCGCCGGUACAGAUCGACGGAACUUCGUCCUCGGCUGCAUUCGAUCCCCCACGCUCAGCGGACGUGGUCAAGAUUGGAUCUUCGGUGGCGCAGUCACCGGCUCAGCCGAGCCGGUGCUUGACUUGUAGGCGGCGCGUGGGCCUCACAGGAUUCAAGUGCAGGUGCGGAUCAACAUUUUGCGGCUCCCACCGGUACCCAGAACAGCACGGAUGUGAGUUCGACUUCAAGGGUAUGGGCAGGGAGCAGAUCGCGAAGGCAAAUCCGGUGGUCAAGGGCGAAAAGCUCGAGAAGAUCUGAAAAGUGUUACGGUCACGUCGAGUGCGAAAGCAAGUUAUUCGGAUCCUAUGCCCGGGUCGGUUCCGAUCAAUUUGGUCGGUUUGGGUGUUACGGGUUGGGGGUCGGUGGGUGGUGGGUUGGUUCGUGAAUUGUGAUCCUUAUCAUCAUCAUGUAAAUGAAUUUAGUAACCUUUCCAAUUGUCGGUCAUUAUCAGUGUGUCUGGAAAUUACUUUCAUUCUCAUUAGAAUAUUGUGGCCACGUGGAGUUAAAAUGAAAACAACGUAAUUUUUAGUUGGGCGAUGAUUCUCGCCAGAAAUAUAUGCGAUGGAAUAUUGUAGGAGAAA